Molecule: messenger RNA, 3030 nt
Organism: Colletotrichum spaethianum
Lineage: Eukaryota; Fungi; Ascomycota; Sordariomycetes; Glomerellales; Glomerellaceae
Product: ankyrin repeat domain-containing protein 50
Exons: 1
Coding region: 1-3030 (1009 amino acids)
Molecular function (GO): protein binding
Source: RefSeq, a predicted model, not a curated record
AUGGCUCCGGUGUUAUACUAUGUGGCAUAUGGAGGGGUCGUGUGUGCAGUAGAAGAGUUGUUGAAAAACGGCGCAUACGUCAACGCCCAGGGCGGCGAGUACGGCAACGCUCUCCAAGCCGCUUCAUCAGAAGGUCGCAAAGAGAUCGUCCAGAUGCUUCUUGACAAAGGAGCAGACGUCCACGCCCAGGGCGGCGAGUACGGCAACGCUCUCCAAGCUGCUUCAUCAGGAGGCCACAAGGAGAUCGUCCAGAUACUUCUUAACAAGGGAGCAGACGUCAACGCCCAGGGCGGCGAGUACGGCAACGCUCUCCAAGCUGCUUCAUAUAGAGGCCACAAGGAGGUCGUCCAGAUGCUUCUCGACAAGGGAGCAGACGUCAACGCCCAGGGCGGCCACUUUGGUAACGCUCUCCAAGCUGCUUCAUGGGGAGGUCACAAAGAGAUCGUCCAGAUACUUCUUAACAAGGGAGCAGACGUCAACGCCCAGGGCGGCGAGUACGGCAACGCUCUCCAAGCCGCUUCAUUUGGAAGUCACAAAGAGAUCGUCCAGAUGCUUCUCGACAAGGGAGCAGACGUCAACGCCCAGGGCGGCAAGUACGGCAACGCUCUCCAAGCCGCUUCAUACGGAGGUCGCGAAGAGAUCGUCCAGAUGCUUCUCGACAAGGGAGCAGACGUCAACGCCCAGGGCGGCGAGUACGGCAACGCUCUCCAAGCCGCUUCAUUUGGAAGUCACAAAGAGAUCGUCCAGAUGCUUCUCGACAAGGGAGCAGACGUCCACGCCCAGGGCGGCGAGUACGGCAACGCUAUCCAAGCUGCUUCAUACGGAGGUCACAAAGAGAUCGUCCAGAUACUUCUUAACAAGGGAGCAGACGUCAACGCCCAGGGCGGCGAGUACGGCAACGCUCUCCAAGCUGCUUCAUACGGAGGUCACAAAGAGAUCGUCCAGAUGCUCCUCAAUAAGGGAGCAGACGUCAACGCCCAGGGUGGCCACUACGGCAACGCUCUCCAAGCCGCUUCAUUUGGAAGUCACAAAGAGAUCGUCCAGAUGCUUCUCGACAAGGGAGCAGACGUCCACGCCCAGGGCGGCGAGUACGGCAACGCUAUCCAAGCUGCUUCAUUUGGAGGCCACAAGGAGGUCAUCCAGAUACUCCUCGACAAGGGAGCAGACAUUGGAAACGCUCUCCAAGCUGCUUCAUACGGAGGCCACAAGGAGAUCGUCCAGAUACUCCUCGACAAGGGAGCAGACGUCAACGCCCAGGGCGGCCACUUCGGCAACGCUCUCCAGGGCGCUUCAUAUGGGGGCCACAAAGAGAUCGUCCAGAUGCUUCUCGACAAGGGAGCAGACGUCAACGCCCAGGGCGGCAUCUAUGGCAACGCUCUCUAUGCUGCUUCAUCAGGAGGCCACAAAGAGAUCGUCCAUCUGCUUCUUGACAAGGGAGCAGACGUCAAGGCCCAGGGCGGCGAGUACGGCAACGCUCUCCAAGCUGCUUCAUUUGGAGGCCACCAAGAGAUCGUCCAGAUACUUCUUGACAAGAGAGCAGACGUCAACGCCCAGGGUGGCUACUUUGGUAACGCUCUCCAAGGCGCUUCAUCAGGAGGCCACAAAGAGAUCGUCCAGAUACUUCUCAACAAGGGAGCAGACGUCAACGCCCAGGGCAGCAGGCACGGCAACGCUCUUUAUGCUGCUUCAGAUAGGGGCCACAAGGAGAUCGUCCAGAUGCUUCUCGACAAGGGAGUAGACGUCAACGCCCAGGGCGGCUACUUUGGUAACGCUCUCCAAGGCGCUUCAUCAGGAGGCCACAAAGAGAUCGUCCAAAUACUUCUCAACAAGGGAGCAGACGUCAACGCCCAGGGCAGCAGGUACGGCAACGCUCUUUAUGCUGCUUCAGAUAGGGGCCACAAGGAGAUCGUCCAGAUGCUUCUCGACAAGGGAGCAGACAUUGGCAACGCUCUCCAAGCUGCUUCAUACGGAGACCAUCAAGCAGUUGUCGAGACAAUCAUCAACUCAGGAAAGGUCGAUGUCGAUUCGAGAGACGAGCAUGGUCGAUCGCCGCUGUCGUUGGCGGCUGAGUACGGUCAUAACGCUGUUGUUAACAUGCUCAUCAACUCAGGAAAGGUCGAUGUCGAUUCGAGAGACGAGCACGGUCGAUCGCCGCUGUCGUUGGCGGCUGAGUACGGUCAUAACGCUGUUGUUAACAUACUCAUCAACUCAGUAAAGGUCGAUGUCGAUUCGAGAGACGAGCACGGUCGAUCGCCGCUGUCGUUGGCGGCUGAGUACGGUCAUAACGCUGUUGUUAACAUACUCAUCAACUCAGGAAAGGUCGAUGUCGAUUCGAGAGACGAGCACGGUCGAUCGCCGCUGUCGUGGGCGGCUGAGUACGGUCAAAACUCUGUCCUCAGAACUUUUCUCGACUUGCGAACGGACGUUGUAGCAACGCGCAACGACACAGGGACGCCGCCAGAUGGUACCUCUGACAACGGGCAGUCCGCGGAUAUUUACCAGCAAACAACAGAUUCACUUGUUGUACCAAAUGAUAAAGGCAAUGCAGCAAAUGAGAUCCAUGCGUAUGGCGUUAACGCAAAUUCCAAGGAUGUUGAGGGUGCCACACCAAUUAUAUGGGCCGCGAGAGGGGGCUACGAGGAUGCGGUUCGUCUGCUUUUGUCCCAAGCGACCUUGGAUCCAGAUUCUUGUGAUAAGAACGGCCGUACAACGCUUUCAUGGGCUGCUAGUAAAGGGCAUGUAGCUAUUGUGCAUUUACUCCUUGCGAACAAUAUUGUGGACAUCAAUUCACAAGACCGGGAUGGCUACACGCCACUGAUGUGGGCUAUGCGGAAAUCUCACCUUCGUGUGGCGAAAUUGCUAAUUCAGGGCGGGAGCCGUAUGUCAGACCUUUUGAAAGCCAGCCUGGCUUUUCAGGCGUUCUGGUUGACUCCAGCAGACGAUUUGGAUCAGUUCCUGACCGGCAUUGGUUAUGUCGAAGAUCACGACUUGUUAGGGCUUCAAGCAUUGUUUUCACUUCCUUUGACAUGA